Molecule: messenger RNA, 327 nt
Organism: Dovyalis caffra
Lineage: Eukaryota; Viridiplantae; Streptophyta; Magnoliopsida; Malpighiales; Salicaceae
Source: the annotation of a GenBank genome assembly
GGACUGUCAAGGGAUAGUAUGGAUGACAAUAUACUCACUCAGCAGAAAGACAGAUUGGAAAAGGAGGUUUGCCUUAUAGUGGAAGGAAAAACUUAUAUUGUUAACGUGAAAGAAUGCAAGAUCCCUAAUUAUGUGGAUUUUAGCAGAACUUGCUACUCCAUAGCUACUGGACUUGGCCAAAAGGUAGAGGAUGAGGAUGUAGCAGCUGAAGUGGAUCUAAAAAAGGAUGACAUGGAUCAUGUGGCACUCAUCAUAGAUACCUAUGCUACAAGGAUGUCAGAAGCUGUGGGACAACUAGCUACUACAACAAUUAAUGGAGAUCAUUAA